GCCUGUCAUCAGUGUCGUCCUUCUGCUGGUGGUAAACAUUAAACAACAAUACAGUACUGUGUUUGUGUUAGGCCUACUUACAAAACUUGUUUAUCGCCUAUAAAAAUAAUACUGUUUUUGUUGGAAAGUUAUUCUUUCAUCGAGCCCAGGAAUGUCACAACUUGAAGAUCCUUCAAAUGAUAAAGUUGCCAGUGAUGAGGCAGAGUCUAGUAAAUUUGCCUUUAUAAAUGUGGAAGAGAGUAUCAAAAAGGAAACUGUUGAAGAGCAUAUAGAAGAUGUUUAUAAUGAAGAAGAAAAACAGGAUGUUAUCUGUGAAUCUUCGCAGGAUAGUUUAAUAAAUCCCCUUAUAGAGAUUGAUGAGAAUUCAUCUACGUUUGGUUCUGAAGUAGUAGACGAAGCAUUCUCUACUGAAGAGGUUUCACAACACACUGACCCAAAUGCAACAAAACAAGCGUUUUUGUGUGACAAGUGCUCCAUAUCAUUUGUCUCGCCCAACUUCUUAGAAGCACACAAGAAAAGAUGUCGUGCUCGAAUGGAGGAAACCGCAAACGAGCAGUCAACAGUGGAUGAAACCAUCGACUCAAACAAAACCACCACCAGAUGCAAAAAGAAGUCUCGAAUCCCUGCUGGAGAGCUGAAAUACAAGUGCGAAACUUGUGAAAAAGGUUUUGUUCGGUUGAAAAAUCUUGAGGCACACAUGGCAACGCAUAGUGUUGAGUUUAAGUGCGAAAAAUGUCCGUAUACAACAGAACAUCGGAGAAACCUUAUGCGCCACGUUGUAGUGCAUUUUGGGGAGGAUGAGAAAAAAUACUCUUGUCCGUAUUGUAGUUACACGGCUGGAAAAAGCAGUUACUUGAGGAUACACGUGGCAAGACAUUUAGAUGAGAAACCACACAAGUGCACCGUGUGUUCAUACGGAACAGCUGUGCUGGACACACUCAAUAAACAUAUGGCUACACACACGGGCCAGAGAGAGUUUGCGUGUUCGCAUUGCUACUAUUCCGCCGCAAAGAAGUCACAGUUAGCCAAACAUUUGCAGAAGUUUCACUCAGAAGAAGGGAAUAACACUUGAGUAGAAAGUGUUCAAUGUGGAACAUUUGACAGAAAAUUAUUUGCUUAGCAAUUAAUUGAGAGUACUUUGUUAUGUUGUGGAAUGAAGAAAGUUGAAGUGCGAGCUUAACUUUUUGAAGGAGCAAUUUUUAAGCAUUUCACAACAUGUGAAGGUCAUAAUCCUGAAACUAUAGACAUAUCGAUAGUUUCCAUAAGUUUAAAUUUACCGUCCCUUUAGUGAGUUAUUCCUGUUAUGUUAGUUUUUUUUUUACAAAAAGUUGUUUACCCUCAUCACUUCUGGGAGAAGCUUGAUUAUUUCCAAAAUGUUUGAAGAGAUAAAGUCACAACCCCAUAAAACCAUAUACUUAAAAUGUUUGUCAUGACGAGAAACCUUGUACAAAACUAUCCAUUAUUUCAUAAAUUGCCCUUUAAGGUCGUAAUUAAAAAAUUUAAGGUAAUUUAAGGGUUAUUAAAUCUAAAGGGAACUUUCCAUAUACAUUAUGUUAAAAAUACCUCAGCUGUACUUAUGUGUUUGUUAUUCUUUCAAUUUAUUACCUUAUUAAAACCAGGUGGGGUUAUUUGUUUGUAUUAACUGUAUUCUGUUUUGUUUAUUUCAGCUUAACAGUUGCAUCGAAUUUAAUGAGCAUUUCCCUCUGAACAGGUUGUGUAUGCACUCAUCUUGUAAUAUCGUGUUAUUGUUACCAUUGUUAUAUUGUUUGACAUGGGAAUGGAACUGGGCAACUGGGCGUAUUUUAACCUUAAUAUGAAUAAAGGAUGAAUGAAGAAUGUAGUGAGAUGCAUUGUCUCUGAGUUUCUUUAACUAUAGGACCAUUUAUUAAACACCCAAAGAUUAGGUUUGUUCAAGGAAUGGCUUUAAGCCAGGAUAGUUGUAGAAAUGCGAGAUAGCAGCGAGGUUACAGGUAGGACAUAAAGCACACAGAUGACUCAUAAAACACAAUAUUUUGUUCCCUAUGGACUUAUUCAACAAUCAAAAAUCGUCAUUUGUGGACUCAAUACAGUAUUGUGUGUUUUGUGUCUUCUAUAGCCG
This is a messenger RNA of Macrosteles quadrilineatus (aster leafhopper), 2098 nucleotides long. RefSeq names its product zinc finger protein 62 homolog. The record is from RefSeq and is a predicted model, not a curated record. The transcript has 5 exons. Gene Ontology annotation, cellular component: nucleus. Gene Ontology annotation, molecular function: RNA polymerase II transcription regulatory region sequence-specific DNA binding; DNA-binding transcription factor activity, RNA polymerase II-specific. Gene Ontology annotation, biological process: regulation of transcription by RNA polymerase II. NCBI's taxonomy places the organism in Eukaryota, Metazoa, Arthropoda, Insecta, Hemiptera, Cicadellidae. Bases 152 to 1072 code for a protein of 306 amino acids.